AAUCGCCGGCAAGAAUCACGCCAUUGCAUCCCGCAAUGAGCAUCGCGCAUGUACCACCUCAUAUUUCCAGGUCCCCUGACAUCGCGAAUGCUAUAUUAGAGCUGCAGGGUAUCGCUAGGACAUGGCUAUCAAAGAUCGGCGAUUUCACCUUCCGACACAUACGCCUGCACGAUGGGUUUCUUACCCUUCACUACGAAAGCAGAGGAAGUGGGCGCGACCUCGGAGCAGGCCAGCGACACCUUGAGCGUUAUUGACGAUGGCAAUCUACAAUAUACGGUCGAUGGGGGUGCUAACUCCUCCAAGCGCACGUACCAGGAGGCGAGUGGUGCUCCGAUCGAGUCAAAAUCACCUCUGGGAUACUCCGUAGGUGCGGUGACAGUUAUUUUCCUGAACUUGAGUAAGAUGAUUGGAACGGGUGUUUUUUCGACGCCUUCUACUGUUCUCGACGGUGCCGGAUCUGUCGGUCUGAGUCUCUUCUACUGGGUCAUCGGCUUCUUCAUGGCGGCGAGCAUGCUCUCCGUUUAUAUGGAAUUCGUGUCAUAUUUUCCCAGUCGGUCUGGCUCGGAAGUCGUAUAUCUGGAGCAGGCGUAUCCCAGGCCGCGAUAUUUCUUUCCGACUGUGUUUGCGAUGCAGACUGUGCUGUUUUCAUUCAGUAGCAGUAAUGCUGUCGUACUUGCAGAAUAUCUGUUCAAGCUUGCGGACGCAGAUACAACUGCAUGGAAAGAAAAAGGUGUUGCCGUGGCGGCAUAUACCGUGGCUGUGUUGAUGCUGGCUUUCAACACGAAAUGGUCUCUUUGGGUGGCCAAUGCCAUCGGUGUCGUCAAGCUAGUCACUCUGAUCUUUAUUGGUAUCGCUGGCCUCGUCGUCCUGGGAGGUCACACCCCAGUGAAGGACCCCUUGGUCAACUUCCGCGAUGCUUUCUCAGGAACCUCUGGCGCAUCGGUGUACGGGGCCACCAACGCUUUGGUCAAAGUGAUGUUUUCGUAUGCCGGUUACGAGAAUGCUUGCAACGUCGUCAAUGAGGUUAAGAAUCCUGUCAAGACCCUUCGCUGGAGUGCUCCGCUUGCCCUCUUUCUUACCGCCGUGCUCUACAUCCUCGCCAACAUUGCUUACUUCUCCGCUGCAAGCAAGGAGGAGAUCCUGAAUUCGAACGUCACAGCAGCGAGUCUCUUCUUCGAAAAGGUCUUUGGCACAUCAGGGGCUUCUCGGGCUCUGAACGUCUUGGUCUGUCUCAGCGCGCUGGGCAACCUUCUGGCUGUGCUGAUCGGUCAGUCCCGUAUGCUGCGGGAAUGUGGACGACAGGGUGUUCUUCCCUUUACGAGAUUCUGGACCUCGACUCGUCCAUUUGGAACGCCCCUCGGGCCCUACUUCAUCAAAUGGGCACUCACAGUCAUCAUGAUCAUCGCGCCUCCAGCUGGAGAUGCCUUCAACUUCAUCGUCGACUUGAGCAUCUAUCCCAGCAACGCUUUCAACUUUCUUCUGGCAAUAGGUAUCCUCAUCACUCGACAUCGGCGUCAGCGACUCAACUUCCCCCCAUCCGGCUACAGGGCCUGGACUGUCUCCGUCUACUUUGCCAUUCUCUCGAGUCUGUAUAUGCUCGUUGCGCCAUGGUAUCCCCCGGCCACCGGAGCAGAUGGUGGAGACGUCAGCUUCUGGUAUGCGACGUACUGUGUCGUGGGGAUUGCAAUUAUCGCCGCUUGCGGAGUCUACUAUUACCUCUGGGUCAAGAUCCUCCCCCGGGUAGGCGGGUAUGAGCUUCGUCAGACGAUUAUCAAUGUCGGGGGUGAUGCGACUGCACAUAAAUUGGUCAGGGUGCCAAAGGCGCAGGUGGAGGAAUGGGACCGAGAGCAUGAUGCUUCAGGAAGAGUGAGGAGGAGACAUCAUACUACUGAGGUUGUAACAAAGACAGAGGAGACAGCUUAAGCAGGAAAGAGUUCUCGCAUAGUGUUAUAUAA
This is a messenger RNA of Aspergillus vadensis CBS 113365, 1955 nucleotides long. RefSeq names its product high affinity methionine permease. The transcript is spliced from 9 exons. Gene Ontology annotation, molecular function: L-amino acid transmembrane transporter activity. Lineage: Eukaryota; Fungi; Ascomycota; Eurotiomycetes; Eurotiales; Aspergillaceae. Gene Ontology annotation, cellular component: membrane. The coding region runs from base 172 to 1923 and encodes 583 amino acids. Gene Ontology annotation, biological process: amino acid transmembrane transport. The record is from RefSeq and is a predicted model, not a curated record.